Xenopus tropicalis (tropical clawed frog) is the source of this 2458-nucleotide messenger RNA. It is a transcript of the gene ghrh, whose product is annotated as growth hormone releasing hormone. Gene Ontology annotation, cellular component: extracellular region. Bases 1763 to 2200 code for a protein of 145 amino acids. NCBI's taxonomy places the organism in Eukaryota, Metazoa, Chordata, Amphibia, Anura, Pipidae. The transcript has 6 exons. Gene Ontology annotation, biological process: signal transduction. The record is from RefSeq and is a predicted model, not a curated record. Gene Ontology annotation, molecular function: hormone activity; neuropeptide hormone activity.
UUAGGGGACCUGGUGGGCCCUUCACCCCCCAGUCUGACCCUGGCCUCAGUCCAUCUUAGAUGAGCUUGGGCCCAAAAAAGGCAGCAUUGGACCAUAUUUAUAUAUGGUUUCUCAGUAGAACUUUAACUUACAUUUGUGGAUGCUGCAACGAAUUGUGUUUACAGACAGUUGCCCCUGUCCCAUGUUAUUUAAAACAUGUUGCCAUGUUGCUGGCAUCAAAUUCAAAACACUGGUGUAACUAUAGAGGAAGCAGACCCUACAGUAGCUGGGGGGAGAGGUGGGAUGGACCGCGGAGUCUGCUUCCUCUGUAGAUUGGAAGUCAAUUUAAAAAAUAGCUUAAAAAAUCCCCCCUCCCCAGCUGCAAUCAGGCCCAGAUUUAUGGCAAGGCGGUGACACGGGCAGGCAGGACACGGGCACUGGGUGGGAUAAAGCACUCAGUGGCUGUGUGCCGGGCCCCUCUGAGGGCCAUUGCAGGGGGGCCCGGUGCUGACUUGUUACACCACUGAUUCAAAGUGAGCAUAUGUUUUCCAGAAAACAGUACAUUUUCAAAACCUGAAAUGUAUUUGUACGUACUUAAAUAUAGUGUAUUUAUUAAAUAUAUUCUCUUUUAAAUUAGAUUUUACACAGUGACCCAACAUUUUUGGAAUGGGGUUGUACUAUUGGUUCCUGUAUCUGGAGGGCAGGUUCUGUUAGGGGACCUCCCCCGAUAUAGAGGGUAAUUGGAUAAGACCAUUCUAGUAUACUUGGCUAUGAUCAUUGUCAAAAUCUGCACCACACUUAAAAUAAUGUUUAAAAUGUACAAAUGGCAAAUAAUAACUUUUUUUUUAAAUCAACCACAAACUAAACAGCAGAAGCAAAUGAAUGUAGUGGACAGUUCAGGGGUUAGCAUUGCUGCCUUUGAGUUCUGGGGUCCUAAGUUCAAUUCCACCUGGAACAUUACCUGUAAAGAGUGGGUAUGUUCUCUCUGUGCCUACAUAGGCUUUCACCCACAUUCCAAAACAUAAAGGCAGGUUAAUUGUCUCCAAAUAAAAUUGGUCUUAGCUAGUUAAUUUAAUAGGUACCUUAGAUGACAGCUUCCAGUGGGGCAAUGAAUAAAGUAUAUUCUCUGUAAGGCACUGCCAAAUAUGUUGAUGCUAAAAAGGAUAUUAUUUGAUUAUUUAUAAUACAAUUGUGUGAACAAUGAGCUGCUGGCACAUAAUUUAUCGUGAAACAUCCCUCAUUGUUUGCCUUCAGCAGUCGGAAUACUGUGUAAAGGUACUGCAAUGAAGGAAAUGAAGGUUUCUUGAAGUGAUGGAGAGUAUCUAUACAGUAAUACCCAAAGAACCUGCAGAAAUUAAUUAUAUUAAGUAUCAGCUUAACCUAUCUAAUGAUAAAUAUUUUAUUAAUAUUUUACUGAGCUGUUCUCUGGAUCAUCCUCCGAUACCUGAUCAGCGCAAAUGCAAGUGGAUCAUUACCCCAUUCACAUCAGCCCCCACCCUUACGCUUUCCUCCUGUCUCCUUGCUACUCAAUCUCCUCCUACCAGAGGGGUCUCAGUUAUAUAAAGUCGUGGGAUCUUAUAAAGGAUCACUCCUGCACCAGUGCUCAUUCCAAGCUGGUAGAGUGGGGCAGCUGAGCAACUCAAUACCUCUAAAUUUCAAAUCCAAAAGGGACACAGAGCCAGCAAAGACCCUUAGGCUGUAAAGAUUUUCCAAGGAGUACGCCAUUGGAGAGAAAGAAGUUCAACUGGGCUGACUGCACAGUUUUUACUGCAACAGAAGAAGGAUGCGAAGAACACUUUGCCUUUUGCUGCUCCAUCUGGGGUUGUGUGUCCAGUGUUACAUCUUGCAUCCAAAUUACAGUUCUAACCAGACACCAGGUGACCUUAAUAUUGAGACUCUUGAGCCCUUGCAGAGCCAAGACUGGACAUCUUUGGAUGAAAAAAAGGAAGAAUAUGUCAGGGGACUGUCUGAAAACAGGGUGGAACGGCAUGUGGAUGCCAUAUUCACUAACACAUAUAGGAAAUUCCUGGGGCAGAUUUCAGCCAGGAGGUACCUGCAGAACAUGAUAGGAAAAACCCUGGGGCAGGAUACGCAGAAAAAGGCAGACCCUGAAGGCGGUGCUCAUAGUGACAGGAUCCAGGGGGAAGAACUGAUCACCCUACUGAGUGACAGCGGGAUUCCAGAUUGGAGGGCAGAAGAGUACCGUGGAACACGGCUAUGAGUAUCCAGGAUGAUCCGUAAUCUAGAUCAACAUCACACGCUCAGUGCAGAACAGGUUAAUUCCGUGCCAACAAAACAGACUGCAAUGGACACAUAUGUGAUAAAGAAUUGGCUGCCAUGAUUUCUGACUUGGUAUUAAAAUAUAGGGUAGUUGUUAUAAUACUGUUCCCUGUUCAGAUGCAAUUGUUUUUGCUUGUAAUGCAGGUGUUUCAAUGGGACAGUUGUACAGUUAUUUCAUAAAAUAAAAGGUUUUAGUGAA